AAGUAGUGUCUGCUAGGCUUGUUAGCCGUCAAAGUCCUGCCUUGUCCGUUUAACGAACACUUUACCUUGCCCUCCAACCUUGCCAGCGGACAGGCACGCAACGAAAGCGGGCCAAUUAGUUUGGUUGGACACCAGGGAGGGUUGGCGGAGUCUCGUCAACUGGCAGCUGGCCAAGGCGCACGCACUGUGGCGUCUCCGUCGCCCCUGGAGCGGGGCAUCAGGUGACGUGGGCGGUUGGGGAGGGGUCGGAAGAUAUAGCACUUUUGUUAUAGUGCGUCAGAGGCGACGACGACGAUGGCGCGGAAGUAGCUGGCCACCGCCCUUGCCCCUCUCCUACUCGUAUGCCAGCAACCUGUGGCCUUGACAGCGCCCGUUUUGAUUUAUGCGGCAUUUUGCAAAAGUCAACAAAUGAAAAUGACACAGAAAUAAUGCCAAGAGAGCUGUUUUCCACUAUUCCGAUUUCUUUUGCCCCAAGGUCAGGCGCACAAAUAGAUGUCGGCAGUGCCACCCGCUGGACCUCCGCCAUGGAUACAGAUUCCAUAUGUACUCCCUGCAUCACAAUGGCAUGCUCCUUACCAAUUAGAAGCAGUUUCAAGAUAUCACGGAUUCGUUUAAAACAGCACUGGGAUCAGAAUUCCGAUUGAGAAUACUUGUAAGUCCCGAAACGGAAACUCAUCGAGUAAUUGAAACCAAACCGGCAUGGGCUCGGUAGGAAGUCGUCAGCUCAACCCCGUCCAACUGUGUGACCACCAGCAGGCCACAGGGCUGUCCGCAGAGCAGCUAGAGCAGCUGCACACGCGGUUCCGCAGCCUGGAUCGCCACCAGCGCGGCUAUUUGACGCCCACCGACUUGCUGCGCAUUCCGCAGCUAUCCCUCAACCCGCUUCACCGCCAGAUCAUCGACGGCUUCUUCCCCAGCCGUGACCCCAGCGCGCGUAUCGGUUUCAAGCAGUUCGUGGACACUUGCUCCACCAUUUUGGUGCCACAGUUUGGACGCGGUUCAGUGAGGCGGCGCGACGGGCGUGUUCAGAAGCUUCAACUCCUGUCCAAGAUGUUUGACACGAGGCGCAGCGGCUGCAUCACACGCUCCGACUUCCGCCAGAUCAUGCGCAGCAUUGUCAAUCUGGCCUGGAGUCAGCAACAGGAUCAGGAACGUCAGGAGGGGCUUUCCGAGAACCGUUUGCCUGAGGUGGAGGCCGAGUUGCAACUUUUAGAGCAUCAGGCCUUUGGCUUCUGCUGCGACCAUAUCUCAUAUGGGGAGUUCGAGAAGCGCCUGUUUAGUGUGGACGUCGACAGACGGCUGUCGAUCGCCAAGUGGCUGGAGGACGAUGACGAGGCCGAUGCCGAGAUGGUACUGCCAGUUGGCUCAGGCCCGUAAAGCACCACACGCCAAAACACUCACAUGUUGUGUUUGUGUUUUCAAUAUACCAUUCACUUCCAUCCAGUGAGAUAGGAAUCAGGGAAUCCUCCUUUAUCGGUGUGGGUACUAGGAAAAUUGUAGUCCAAAUUGAGCAAAUAUAAUUUAAGUCCUUACAUUUAAGUUACAAAGGAAUUAGGUCACAAAAUCGUAUGCGUUAAGUAAAAAUAUUAUGAACCACCG
Molecule: messenger RNA, 1599 nt
Organism: Drosophila melanogaster (fruit fly)
Lineage: Eukaryota; Metazoa; Arthropoda; Insecta; Diptera; Drosophilidae
Exons: 2
Coding region: 700-1377 (225 amino acids)
Cellular component (GO): cytoplasm; nucleus; plasma membrane
Molecular function (GO): calcium ion binding
Source: RefSeq, marked reviewed